Trematomus bernacchii (emerald rockcod) is the source of this 1556-nucleotide messenger RNA. RefSeq names its product solute carrier family 35 member A3b (gene slc35a3b). The transcript has 8 exons. Lineage: Eukaryota; Metazoa; Chordata; Actinopteri; Perciformes; Nototheniidae. Gene Ontology annotation, biological process: pyrimidine nucleotide-sugar transmembrane transport. Gene Ontology annotation, cellular component: Golgi membrane. Bases 30 to 1145 code for a protein of 371 amino acids. Gene Ontology annotation, molecular function: UDP-galactose transmembrane transporter activity. The record is from RefSeq and is a predicted model, not a curated record.
CGAAUUAAAGUGAAAGCGGCUGUUCAGAGAUGCCUCAGUCAGGAAAUGUAACGCAAAAGAGGGAAGAAUGUCUGUCUGCAAGGCUCCAGGACUCCCCAGAUACAAGGCCGACCUUGUCCUUGUCUUCUACCUCAGAGCCUGAGUCCUCCACGAUGGUGUUGCCCCCGGCCCACUCCUCCAGGCUAAAGUAUGUGUCUCUGGGGGUCCUGGUGUUUCAGACCACCUCUCUGGUGCUCACCAUGCGGUACUCCCGCACCCUGAAGGAGGACGGCCCGCGCUACCUGGCCUCCUCCGCCGUGGUGUCAGCCGAGGUGCUCAAAAUUCUGGUCUGCACCCUCAUCGUCUUCAUGGAGAACAAUUUCAGCGUGCGGCUGCUGAAGGAGGAGAUUGUGAACAAGCCCGUGGAGACCCUGAAGCUGGCCAUUCCUGCGGGGAUCUACACACUGCAGAACAAUCUGCUCUAUGUCGCCUUAUCCAACCUGGACGCAGCCACGUAUCAGGUUACGUACCAGUUGAAGAUCCUCACCACAGCACUGUUUUCUGUCUCCAUGCUGGGGAAGAGGUUAGGAUUGUACCAGUGGCUCUCCCUACUGUUCCUCAUGGCUGGAGUCACUCUAGUGCAGUGGCCCACAGAGUCUGAAGUGGACUCUGAGCAGGUGGUCCUGUCUGCAGGCUCACAGUUUGUGGGGCUGAUGGCUGUGCUCACGGCCUGUUUGUCCAGUGGCUUUGCUGGAGUUUACUUUGAGAAAAUCCUCAAGGAGACUAAGCAGAGUGUGUGGGUCCGAAACAUACAGCUGGGGUUGUUUGGCUUUGUGUUCGGUAUUGUAGGAAUGACAGUUUAUGACGGCGAGAGGGUUAGAGAAUCGGGAAUGUUUCAGGGUUACAACACCGUCACCUGCACAGUUGUUGCCUUGCAGGCUCUGGGUGGGUUGGUCGUAGCGGUGGUCAUUAAAUAUGCAGACAACAUCCUCAAAGGAUUCGCCACCUCUCUGUCCAUCAUUGUGUCCACACUCAUUUCAUACUUCCUGUUGGAGGACUUCAACCCUACAAGUUUAUUUUUCAUGGGGGCAAUGCUGGUUAUUGCCGCCACAUUUCUCUACAGCAACGAGCGCAAACCUGCUAAUAGCAGCGCCAUAAAAGUCUAAACUGAGACCUCUGUGAAGUGUGUUACAAGAGAGGAGUGACGUCUGCCACCUGACAUAGACCCUUCAGGAAUCUAUGAACUGUGACAUUAAGUAUGGCGUGCAGCAAUUAAUCAAGCCGGAAAUGUGGAAGUGAUAAAACCUGGCACUGCCAAACAUCUACAAAUGGAGGCUGCUGGGGCUGUAUGUUCUCCAUCAGUUUCCUGACUGAAUGCUGCUUUGUACAAAAUAAUAUAAUGUGAAAUACCUUUUUCUUAUUUAAUACUAACAGAAAGUAAGACUAAGGUGGAGAUAACUUUCCAUGUGAACGGACACUGGCAGUAAAACUCAUUGUCUGCACAACUACUGUUCAGGAGUAACUCGUUACAUGCAAUUAUUAAAUUAAAUAACAAAAUAAAUGCAAUUGUAAUCAGU